UGUUAUCCAUACAGAUCAGAACAUCUAGAAUCUGAUGAUGAAUAAGAGGGUAUGGACAGACUCGAACUGAUGUAGGAAAUCAAAGAACUCAGGAAAGAUCUUAAGACAGCACUUUCUGAACUUGACUUGUUUCGUACUACUGUAUCCAUGUCUGCAAAAGAUUAUGUCAGGAAAGUUAUGGAGUCAAGAGAUGAUCUAUCUCAGCAACACCAUAAACAUAUCCAAACCAUGCAGGACAGAACUCGUCAGGACUCAGAGACAAAUCUGGCACAGUUACGUCUCAAGCAUGAAGACGAGAUUGAAUAUCUCAAACAACUUUACAAAACAGAGUUGGAGAAGAAAACAGGAGAAGUAAAGAGGGAGAUGGAGAGAAAACUUGAGCAGGAGAUAGACAGACUGAUGGCUAAACAUCAACAGGAAAUAGAAAUAGCCAGACUACAGGAACCAGUGCUGAGUGACACAAUGACAAUGGAAGCUGGCCGUCGUCUGCAGUCUGAAAUGUCCCUGUCAGAAAAGCUUGACAAUCGUUUGCUGCAAUCAUUACAGAGACAACCAGAGGGCGCCAGUGGUACAGACAACACUGAUGUCAGUACUGGUGUAUCCAGCACUGAAAUGACAACUGAUGAAAAUGUGUCAACUAAGUUACAGAUGUUAAUGAAUCGCCUCCACAGAGAAGGUGUACAGAUGUUAAGUAUGUCAGAGUUACAGUUCCUGAAUUGUCACAUGUCACCAACUCGGAUUGAUAAAGAAGUUGAUGUAGAAUUAUUGAAAACAUCAUGGGAGAGCGAGAAACAAAGCUUACUGUCGGCUAUACAAUUACUCAAAGAUCUUUUGGCACAAACACAUAAACGCCGAGGACUUGAGAAGGGUCCUGGUGUAUCUGAUUGGAGAGGUGAACUUCUACAAGCCAUAAGUUAUGUAUUUGCCAAAGAAUGGGACACCUUAUUGGCUGAAUUAAGGUCACAUGUGUUGUCUCACCCAACCGCAGAUCUUUCUGAGAUACAGAAUUUGGAACAGAAAAUCAGAAACCAGGUAAUUAAGAUAAGUAUAUGUUAA
Messenger RNA from Mytilus californianus (California mussel), 1056 nucleotides. RefSeq lists its product as uncharacterized. Lineage: Eukaryota; Metazoa; Mollusca; Bivalvia; Mytilida; Mytilidae. Gene Ontology annotation, molecular function: molecular adaptor activity. The transcript has 5 exons. The record is from RefSeq and is a predicted model, not a curated record. Gene Ontology annotation, biological process: signal transduction. Bases 148 to 1056 code for a protein of 302 amino acids.